CACGCUAGCGAUUCAUUUAGAUCCCCGAUCUUGUCGGAAAAACUCCAUUUUUCUCGGUUUUCCUCGAUCCAACCUUGCUUGUGGCCGCGCCACCGCCAUCGUCUCCGUCUCCACUCCCCUCCCUCGCUGAUCUGGAGAAGGGAGACAAGGAGAAAGAGGGAUUGUUGGUCUUGAUUGAGGGAUGGAGGAGGAAAAGCAGCAGACUUCGUAUACGUAUUGGGUGAGAGACACUAAGGCAGACGCCGCGCCGAUGCCGGUGCCCCGCAAACUCUCCGCCGACGAUAUUUCAAAUCAGACGCAGCCUGCCACCCUUGGCUCCGUCUGGAAUCAGGCUGGAACUUGGGAAGAAAAAAAUCUUAAUUCAUGGGCAAGUAAUAGAAUAAAGGAGUUGCUUACAUCUCUAAAGUCCCUGGAGUUUUCUGGUGGUAAAGCCGAUAUCAAUGAAGUGUCCAAAUGUGAUGGUGAUGCAUUCUUGGUCACUGUUCGCAACAAGAAGCGAGUUGGUUAUACAUAUGAACUGACUUUGAAGUUCAAAGGAGAAUGGUUAUUAAACAAGGAGGCAAAGAAGAUUAAAGGCCACCUGGAUAUUCCAGAAUUCUCAUUCGGUGAACUUGAAGACUUGCAGAUCGUGGUGAGACUCAGUGAGGAGAAGGAUCUUGCUGCAGAGGAUAAAACAAGGGUCACUCAAGAUCUUGGGUUAUUUUUGCCACCCAUUCGAGAAAAACUACUGCAGUUUGAGCAAGAGCUGAAAGACAGAUAGGAAGAAAAGUCCCUUCUGUGACACGGCCAUGUUUAAUUCAAGCAAUUGGUCUAGUGUAUUACUGAACUCUUUUAUGUUGUAGAACUAGUAACAAAUCCCAUGGAUUGCUACUGUUUAAUCUAAGCAUUUUGGAUUUGUUGUUAUACUGAUGCCAUUGGAGAUUCUUUCACUCCAUCCCGAGCUAUAUACUGAAUACUGGUUUCUGUGUUUGGAA
Dioscorea cayenensis subsp. rotundata (Guinea yam) is the source of this 974-nucleotide messenger RNA. RefSeq lists its product as uncharacterized. The transcript is spliced from 5 exons. Gene Ontology annotation, molecular function: ATPase activator activity; protein-folding chaperone binding. The record is from RefSeq and is a predicted model, not a curated record. Gene Ontology annotation, cellular component: cytosol. Gene Ontology annotation, biological process: protein folding; positive regulation of ATP-dependent activity. Bases 182 to 760 code for a protein of 192 amino acids. Lineage: Eukaryota; Viridiplantae; Streptophyta; Magnoliopsida; Dioscoreales; Dioscoreaceae.